Messenger RNA from Arabidopsis lyrata subsp. lyrata, 1084 nucleotides. RefSeq names its product sirohydrochlorin ferrochelatase, chloroplastic. Gene Ontology annotation, molecular function: lyase activity. The coding region runs from base 68 to 778 and encodes 236 amino acids. Lineage: Eukaryota; Viridiplantae; Streptophyta; Magnoliopsida; Brassicales; Brassicaceae. The record is from RefSeq and is a predicted model, not a curated record. The transcript is spliced from 6 exons.
AUAUUAAUGAGGUUUAUUUAUUUAUUUUUCAAUUUUCUUCGGGAUUAUGCGAACAGUACAGUGAAAGAUGGACAAAAUUAUCAGUUUAAUAGCAGAAACACAAUCAAUGACGGCGAAGAUGGCGACCACUCAGUCGCAGUUCUUGAUGAACCUCUCUCAUGGACUCUCCUCCCAACGCAAUCUCAGCGCGGAUAAUCGUGUUUCAUCUUCUUCAUGUCAAAUUACACGAAAGAAUCGGUCAUGGGCAUUUCCAGUUUCCUUAAAAGUUGAGAAAUUUCAACUCCAACGAGGAACGAGAAGAAGAGGAUCACCAUGUUUGGUCAAAAAUGGGAUUGGUGAUGCUGAUGGGAUUAUAAUUGUCGAUCACGGUUCUCGCCGCCGUGAAUCCAAUCUUAUGCUUGAGGAGUUUGUGAAAAUGUUCAAAGACAAAACUGGAUACCCAAUUGUGGAGCCUGCUCAUAUGGAAUUGGCUGAGCCAUCUAUAAAAGAUGCAUUCAGUUUGUGUGUACAACAAGGGGCAAAACGAGUAGUUGUGAGCCCAUUUUUUCUGUUUCCUGGAAGACAUUGGCAUAAGGACAUCCCCUCGUUGACGGCUGAUGCUGCAAAGGAGUUCUCUGGCAUCUCAUACCUCAUAACUGCACCUCUCGGCCUUCAUAAUCUCCUCAUGGACGUUGUGAACGACAGAAUCCAACAUUGCUUGAGCCAUGUUGAAGGUGAUGCUGACGAGUGUCUUGUUUGUGCUGGAACAAACAAGUGCAAGCUCUACAAUAGUUCUUAGGUGUACAUGUAAGAACGUUUUUGUAUAUCUCCUCCUCUUCUCUAACCUUUCGGAUGCGGGAAAAAAAUAAGGCAUAUUAUAUUGUUCAUAGUCAUCAAUUAGUACGUCCUAUGUUUCAACAAGGGAGUUUUGAGCUAUAUGUCAUGUUCUUCUUAUUGCAGACCAAUUUGAAAGGACCACAAUAAUAUAAUAAGAGCUGCCUGUUAAAUGUCUUGUCUCUCCCUCUUAUCAACAACUUAAGAAACUGAAAUUUGAUGUAUCGUAUAUGAGCAAUGUUUCAUGGUUAUAAAAAUAUAAGAUUCUCUC